UGAGAUGAAGGUGAAGGCUCUCAUUGAGGACAAUGGCAGGACCUUCCAUUGCGAUGCCCAGAACGGCCUGGGAGUCGUUCUCUCCACAAACAUAUCACUGAAUGUGCUGCAUGGGCCAGUCUGGAUGUCGGUGCCGAGCGGAACCAUCGACGUCCAUGAAAAAGAGGACCUGUUGGUGACGGCUUCGGCCUCUGCAAAUCCUCCGCCAGUUAAGUACAGCUGGUGGCACGGUCCUCUGGAAUUGGAGGGCCAAGUGGAGCCUGUCGCUGGAGGAGGAGGAGGAGGGAGGAGGAGGAGGAGGAGGAGGAGGAGGAGGAGGAGAGGGCCAAUUGGAAGGGCGCCUUGA
Molecule: messenger RNA, 346 nt
Organism: Macrobrachium nipponense
Lineage: Eukaryota; Metazoa; Arthropoda; Malacostraca; Decapoda; Palaemonidae
Exons: 3
Coding region: 5-346 (113 amino acids)
Source: RefSeq, a predicted model, not a curated record